Messenger RNA from Aedes albopictus (Asian tiger mosquito), 11067 nucleotides. RefSeq lists its product as uncharacterized. Lineage: Eukaryota; Metazoa; Arthropoda; Insecta; Diptera; Culicidae. The record is from RefSeq and is a predicted model, not a curated record. Gene Ontology annotation, molecular function: protein binding. Bases 2654 to 4975 code for a protein of 773 amino acids. The transcript is spliced from 12 exons.
UGACGGUGAGCAGUCGUCGUCGUGUGGUGUUCCGCGGUCAAACCAAGUAGUAGAAGAAGUUCGUUGGGGUCGUCCUCGUCGUCGUCGUCCGUGACCGUUGUCCCCGUGUGUCGUCGAAGGAGGGAGGAAAAUAGUUGAUGGAGAAGAAAAAAUAGCUUAAUCGUCCUCGUCUGGCAACAGAGCAAGCGGGGGGUAGUCGAGCGUGGUGGUCAGUGCCGUACAGAUGCGCGUGUGAAUGACAUUCUACGGCUUUUGAAGGGGGCUUCGCCGUAACGAGUGGAGUAGUGCGUUCAAAAAACUAUCACUGUCCUUCGAAGGUUCUAUGGGAGGGGGUGUAAAAUCGACUCUGACUAGAGGAGCCAGGCGUUCGCCGCGCGUUCGACUGUUUGAGUGUGAGUGCAAGUGGAAGUGACCGUCGCGUCGUUGUCGUGCCGUCAGAUGAAACGGCGACUACGGGCACGGUGGUGAAUACGGGCCUUUUAGGUUGGUGGCGUUCGCGUAACAAGGGAUGCCCCGUGUCUGUGUCUAAGAAAAGAACACCACUUUUGUCAAGUGUGCGCUCUGGCUGGUUGGCUGGCUGAGGAGGAUAAAGCACAGAUGAUGGCUGCGCUGAUGGUGAUGGGUUCUUUUUUUGUGCGAGAUGGUCGCGAAAUACCCCUGUUCAGAAGCUGGCUGUAGCGACCCGUAAUCAACAGAGUGGUUGUGAGCGAUUGAGCAGCAGUGGCAGCACCUACUAAGACGGAAAAUUAGUAGAACGAGGGAAGGGAAGAGAAAAGGGAAAUUACGAAUCAAUCCAAGUGUGCCGUGGUAAAGUGAUCAGCUGCUGCUUGCUGAUUGGAGGAAUUUUCUUUGCAAGAAAGUAGAGGAAAUUUUCGUCCGUGAAUGGGAGUGCGACAGAGUGCAUCGAAAGUGAAUGAAUUUCGAGGAAGAUGGAAGGGGAGUGAAUCAUCGGAGGUGGAGAAUCAAUUUGAAGGAUUUACUCAGUGAAGUGCCAAGCGUGGGAACAAGCGAUCAUAGAGUUUCUGAAAAGUGUGCGUUUCUUCACCGCCUACAUUGUUGUUGAAAAUCACAAACCAAAUCCAAAAUAGUCACAAGCUUCCAGACCAUGAUUGGGGAAGAGCUUCAAUUGCAUACCAUACAUGCAAUGCACUGCUGAUGCUGCUGAGCGAGAGACUCGAAACUGCAUCUGCGUCCUCCGAUGGAGAGUGAGCAAUUGCAGUGAGCACAACGACUACUCGCUACGGGGCUUCUGGUGGAGAAACACAACGGGGAUUGAAAUUUUCCAGGUAACGACCAAGUGAACAAAAAAAUCGACUAAAACAAAAGAAAACCUUGUUAAGCGGGGAGUGCUGCUGCAAUUGAUUGUGUCUGCGAUUUUUUCUUCCUGUGACAAAUACCCGGUGCCCCCGUCCGUAGUCUGUAGUGACAGCUCGUGAAUUGUUUGGUAGUGUCUUCUUAAGUCGGAAGAACAACCGAAGAGAAAAGUAUUAAAAAAGUAUUAAAAGAAAAAUAAAAAUAUCUAUUAAAGUUUAGAGCACAGCCUGCUGCUUGCCAAGGCAGCAUUUUCGUUUGGAUCGGAAUCUCGUCGUCGUCGUCUCGUCGAGUGAAAUGCCGUAGUCGUUCAGCGAGGACGUCGCGACGCCACCGGUGAUGGGCGCCCUGAGAAGCAAUGGGAAAAAUGAAGAAAAAUGUUUGGAUCGCGCGCGCGUUAUAUAACUACUAAAAUAGAAUCCAUCAGCCAGCGGCGGCAACAACGGCAGCAGCGUUGUCACUCGGGUGUGUUGUAGCAGAGUGCUCGCAUCGUCCUCGCAACCCGUUUCGUGGCCCGUUCCGCGUUUUGGGGGGAACAGUCGGCGGCAGACGAGCGAGAGCGUCGCGGUCCGUUGAAUCUGUGUGGCCUCCUGGCCGCCUGGCCACGCCAAUGUGAGCGUGUGAGUUUCAGUGUCUCGUGUGUGAGCAACCGUGCGCUCGCGAGGUCGUAGCAGGCGGAGGUGGUGGGCGACUACUCAGAUGACGCUGGCUGGCUGCUGUGUAGUCUACAGUGGUUGACAUGACUACCACGUUGCUGUCGUUGUCGUUGUCGUCGUCGUCGUCGUAGUUUGCUACGAUGAGUGGAAAUGCCUACGGCAAAAUGAUAAAUAAUUUCUGAGAUUAUGCUUUGAAACGAGCAAGAACAAGAAGAAACAUCAGUGAAGCGCUUCUCGGACACAAAUCGGAAAGAAAAUCAUCCACACUUUUUAUUCUCUUGCGGUAAUGGGACCCAUUUUCAUCAGAAGGAAUACACUGAAACCUCCAUUUAGGUUCCUGGCGCGUAGCACUUCAACAAGCAGCAGGAGGACAUUGAAUUCGGGACAAAUUUCAAUCUAAUCAGGCCACUGCCGACUGUCGACCCAGGACUGCUUGACGGGUCCAUAACAGCAUAAACAGUAGGACGGGAAUGCCGUGGUGGUUCCGUGGAGGAGGAAAACGAGCUCGGAAGAAACCAUUCAACGGAAGUUGGAUGUAAGUGGGGGUAAAACGAGUGGUAGUGGGGAAGAAGCCAAGUGAAGAGAGAGGUAGAAAGGAAAGAAUUAGACGUUUGAGCCGCCACACGCACGUGUGGAAGCUGGAGGGGUGCUGGCGGCGGGGGACGAAAGGCAUCAACGGGAGAGACAUGAGUCUCCGAGGAUUUAUAGCAGUGCUUCUGGUCGGAAUCAACGUUAUUGCAGCCGGAACGUCAUUACUGUUGGGAUUGCUUGCGACAGGUGCUAGGCCGGUGUUAGGGACAACCAACGAUGGUCUGGCCAAUCAACUGCUGGAACAACAGCACCCUCAACCACAACCACCAUCACCAUCACCACCACAAUCACAGCAGGCGCCGAUAGCGCCUGUGGAACUGCCGCAGCUAGGGCUGCUGCGAUCACUGCCGGUGGUCACUGAACCGACCCCGAAUGCCGCAGCCAACAUCAUCAACCUGGACCGAGAUGGGGGCGUUAGUUUUAUUCCGCGGAAGGACUUCCGCCUGCAGCAGCGAGCGGUGCCGGCCGAGUACGCCGGGGCUUCGGCCAUGCCACACUGCGAAUCGUUUACCAUGGGUAAUCCAGACCAGAAGAUGUUGUACAGUCCUGGAGCGCCCGGGAACUAUCCGAACAACAGCGACUGCGUCGUAGUGUUGGAGGCCCCGGUCGGGUCGCUGGUGCGGCUGGACUUUCGCGAUCAUUUCCAUAUCGAACCGUCGGAGGAGUGUAAAUAUGACUUUUUAGAGAUCCGCGACGGUGCCCACGGUUUCUCGACGCUACUUGGCAAGUACUGCGGUACGACCUACCCGCCGAUGAUCACCUCGAAGGAGCGCUUCCUCUGGCUGCGGUUUCACUCGGACGAGAACAUCGAGUACAGCGGUUUCGUUGUCGUCUACGAAUACGUGCCAAGGCCGACGUCAUCCGUCUACGAUGACGAGGGCUGCCGCAUCGAGGUGUCCGGCAUGGAGGGCUUCCUCAACCGGACGGACGUCCCGCGCGAAAAGCAGCAGACGGUCAUCGAGCAUGGACUCUCGCUCGACUGCAUGUGGGUCGUCACCGUGCAGGACGGCUGGAAGAUUCAGCUCUCGUUUCUGAUGUUCAAGCUUGAAAAGCCCAACGACUGCGAGAGCAAUUUCGUGGACGUGUUUACCGAGCGAACGGAUCUACCGUCAAGACUGAAGAACUUUUGCGGAUCGAUUGCCGACUCGGUGGUGUCCAAAUCGAACGUGCUGCACAUCCGGUUCUUUGCCGAGGCGUCCGCCAUCAAUUCCACCUUCUCGAUACUGUUCACUGCAUUUAGGGAGAAGGCUGCUGGAGAGACAUGUGACGAUAACGAAUACGAUUGUGAAGACGCGACUUGCAUUUCGUCCGACCUGCGAUGCAACGGACGGAUCAACUGUCGGUUCCGAUGGGACGAAGACGAAUGCCAUACGAAGACCCAAGCCCAGUCGGAGCACGUGACUAUCAUCAUGGUGGUGUUCGGGAUCAUCUUCGGCAGCAUGGUGAUCGCGUUCGUGAUCAAGAUUGUGCGGAAGAUCAUGCGGGACCACAAGAUCAUCCGGGAGCACAUCCGGCAGUCGCGCGAAAGUAAACUGAACGAACUGGGUCGCCACUCGACGAAGAAGCCGGUCGAUCUGGACAUCACCAAGUUUCCACCGCCUGCGUUCGACAAGGAGCCGCUGAACGUGCUGGAGAAUGCGGCCAAUAGCUACUACCGGGAGGUGAUCUCACCUUCGAUGGUGGGUGGUGGUAGUGGUGGAAGUGGAGGCGGAGGAAGUGGUGGAGGAGGCGGUGGGAGUCACAUGUUUAGCAGUAGCAGUAGGAUAGAUAUGAAGAACGAUCCGAGUCGGAGUCAGCAGGAGAUUCAGGACAUUCUGCGGAGCAGUUACCAUGAGGAUCCGCUGCGGGCGGCGACCAUGGGCAUGAAGGAUGCCGGCAUGUGCGACAUGGCCUGUCAGACGAGGGAAUCCCUCUUCCAGCCGGUGUUCAAGAACAAGGUGACCCAGUCGCCGAACCCGAACAGCAUACGAUUUUCCACCUUCGGGUACGAAGCCCAGCAGCCGAGUGGUGGCGGCGGCGGCGGCGGCGGCGGAAGCCAAUCGCCGCCUACUCAGCUGCCUUCGGUGACGCCUCCCCCGCCGAAGGUGAAACACCACCACCAUCAUCAUCAUCACCAUCACAUGGGUGGCGGUGGAGGCGGAGGCGGAACACUAGACCGUAGCAAAGGUAACAAAUUUGAACUGCAGGACCUCAGUGGGACGACCGGAGGCGGUAUUUCGAUUGGGGUCGGUGGAGAUGAGGAAACGGAUCUCCACGGUGGUCACCAGCAUAGUCAUCAUCAUCACCACCAUCAUCUCCAGCAGCAGCAGCAGCAACAGCAGCAGAAGGUGGUACUAGAACGGGAUUUGGACCCGACGGUGGGCAUGAAUAUCCGGAAGUCGGCACCGGAUGUUAUCAUAAUGACGUCGUCCCAUUGAUUUUAAGGCGUUGGGGGAGUGGGGGUUUUGUUUGUUGAAAGUAGGUAAAAUUGUUUCGGAACGGAUGCAAAUCGGUCGGUCGAGUCUAGAAGAUGGUCACACCAGUACAUGGGCACAUUGGGGUAGGAUCGAGAAAAACUUGGAAUGACCCUCAUGCUUACGAUAUCACGAAAAAUCCUAAAUAUCCUCUUCCGCAUUUUUGAAAGAAAUUCCUAUAACAUUGAAUACUUUUGCUAAAUUCUUUAACAAUUCAGGAGCAAUUCCUUUAGGUAUGCUUCUGUAAUUUUUGUUGAAUAUUCCUCCGAUAAAUUCUAAGCUCCUUCGGCAAUUUAUUCUGGAAUGCUGUUGGAGAGUAUCAAAGCAAUCAAUACUUGAAUUUGAAAUCUAUAGAUGUUAGUUAGCAACCCAUAGUAACCCUUGACAACCGAUAAACAAACUCGGAUUAUAAAAACCUAGCAUUGUCAGAUUUUUCUCUAGUUCUUUCUAGUUUCCUUGAAUGAAGAAAUACAACAUUUGGCGACGAGAAGCAACGAAUCCAACGUUGGAGGAAGAGCUUCUGAAUCAAGAAUCAGGAUGGCAAAAUGUGGAGAAGCCUACAUUCAAGACCUCUACGCCUCUACCACCAAAUCCUGUACCAGAAUCGGCAGAUGGCGGAACAAAACACUCAGAUGAUGCAGAUAAUGGAACGUUUCGGUAUUCAAGAAAACGUUUCCCAUCGGCCCACGGACAGUCCGGAAUUCAUCAUCGAAUCCCUGGCUUCCUACAUCCGGGAGUUCGUGUACGACCCGGAGAAUGGUUUCGUUUUUGGCCGUUGGCACAGGAAGUACGAAGACCUCUUCCUGAAGGACGGCGCGAAGUUGUCCACGACAAGUACGUCAAUUUUGUGCUGUCAAGCCACCUUCGUGACUACACAUUCGAGGAUACGGUGAAGAAACUGAAGGAACUUUUCGGUAGGCGGAUCUCGUUGUUCAGCAAGCGCUACCUGUGUUUCCAGUUGACCAAGAACGACGCCGACGAUUUCCUGACGUACGCUGGAACGGUCAAUAGGUGCUGCGAAGAUUUCGACUUCAACAAUAUCAAGGCGAAUCAAUUCAUGAGCCUGAUUUUCAUCUGUGGGUUACGAUCUUCCAAGGACGCCGUCAUCCGGACGGAGACUGCUUACCAAGCUCGAGGGAAAUGCGGAAGGCGAAUGCACUCUGAAAUCGCUCAUCACUGAGUGCCAACGCCUCCAAAACCGCAAACACGACACUGCCUUGGUGGAGCAGAAGAAAUCGGUGAGUUCAAAUUGUGCAAUCAAGCAGCGCAAAUCCGCACCGCCCAGAUCUGGAUCCAAGGACAGGAAGAAGACGAAAGCUGAUUACCCCAAGACGCCCUGCUGACAGUGUGGCGGAGUGAACUACGUCCGCGACUGCAGCUACAUGAAGCACGUUUGUCGGGACUGCAAGCAAACCGGCCACAAAGAGGGGUACUAUAGCUGCUACUCAUCCAAGGCUGCAGGUAAGAAGAAGACGAACGUGAACGGUGUUUUCAGCAUCAACCAGAAAGAUGGCUCCUCUAACCGAAAGUUCCUGACAGUGGACAUCGACGGAUCGAAAGCCACCCUGCAGUUGGACACUGCGUCAGACAUGACGGUCAUCUCGAAGAAGCAGUGAAGGAAGAAGCUGGGUGCACCAUCGCUGACUCCCACCACACGGACGGCGAAAACGGCAUCAGGUGAUCCGCUCCGUCUACUUGGUGAACUCCGAUCGACAGUUACGCUCGGAUGUGUCACUAAAACAGAAACGUUCUACGUAACCAACAGCUCAAUCAACCUGUUCGGUCUGGACUGGAUCGAGCUAUUCGGUCUAUGGGACACCCCGUUAUCAACGAUUUGCAACCAGGUCCACGUUCCUGCUCCAACCGAUCAGAUUCAACGGUACAAAGCAGCGUCGUUUCCUGAUGUGUUCAAGCCCGACCUCGGACACUGCUAGAAGAUGAAGGUGCGACAUUAUCUCAAGCCAGGAGUCAACCCCGUUUUCAAGCCGAAGAGACCAGUUCCGUUCACAUCCAUGGAGAAUAUUGAAGCUGAACUGGAUCACCUCCAGUCCCUGGACAUCAUCACGCCAGUGGAAUAUUCGACAUGGGCUGCUCCAAUUGUCGCAGUGAAGAAACCCGGAGGAAAAGUGCGAAUCUGUACCGACUACUCAACCGGACUCAACGGACUCAAAAUUGAGAUUUGAUCUGCGAAAAGAAAUCCACGUGCUCCGGUGGGAAUCGAAUCCACGACUCUCAGUUCGCUAGACGGGCGCGUCUUUCCAUCAAGCUUCAAAAUUUUCAAAAACCAAAUAGAUCCAAGCUUUUCGAAAACUAUUUGCUCUUACGCUUUGACAUACAUGCACACAACAUAGACAUGUAGAUGUUAAUCUAAUACCAUCCAAAGGAGAUUUGAACUGUGAAAGAGAACAAACUAUGUGGCUUCAGGGGACGAAGAUGGUUAAGGAGAAACUUCAGAGAAUACAAAUAUGGCUGCCGCAAUGGCCGACUUGGACCCCUACUCAUGUUUUCAGGAACACCAAUCUUGAAAAUUCUUGCCUAAAUAAAUGCUCUCGAUUUGGAAAAACUGCCUCUUUUUGCAAAUGAGCAAAGCCAGGAUAAACAAGUUCAGAUUAUUUCGUUGAUUCGUUCGUCAGAGUUGUGCCUCUAAAGUUUGUAUGCAAAAAUGCAAUGGGAUUUCAUGAUGUUUCACCUUAUGCUUGGAAGAAAGAAGCACCCAUCUAGCGAAUUCAGAGGCUUCGGUUCAAUUCCAACCGGAGCACGGACUGUCUUUUCGCAGUUCAAAUCCCAAUUUUUUCAUCAAACAGGUGUUUCUGUUGUGCGCAUGGAUGUCAAAGCAUUCAAACGUUGUAAUUGAGUUAAUUUUAAGAAUAAAUAUAUUUUGAUUCAACCCUUCCGUUACCAACCCCCCCUAACGAGAGUGCGAAAAAAACACUUUUUUCGCUAUAACUUUUUUGAUUUUCAAUAUUUUUCAACCAAAUUUUGACACAAGAAGGAUAGAAGGAUAUCCUUCUAGUUUAGGGAUUUUCCAGGGAUUUUCGGAAUGGCCACCUGGUUCCGGAGUUAUUCCGGAAUCAAAAUGGGUCAUUGGAAUUGGCCAUAUUGGAUAAAGUGAAUUUUCGAUAUGAGAACAGUUUAGUUUUUAGACCUAAAUGAACUAGAAUGAUUGAAACAUAUGUCUGGAAGUCCAUACCGGUCACUAAGUGCCUUGGAACCAGUUUUACGGAUGUUCCGGGGAACCGGUUCCGGGGUCAAUUUUUGAAUAAGAUUCAAUACCAUCAUGCGACACCUCAAACUUCGUGAUAUUUCAAGAUACAUCAUUCUGAACUGUUUUUGUGUUAUCCGAAAUACUUUUGACCAUUUUGUAACCUAAAGGCGGAUUUCACGGGAAUUGGUUCCGGUGAUUCCGGGGUCAAUUUUUGAAUUCGUGGUUUUUCUAGAUAUACCAUUCUGAGCUGUUUUUGUGUUAUCCAAAAUACUUCCUCCUGGUAUUCCUUCAAGACCUUCUCCAUGGGGUUUUCAAGGAAUACCUCUAUCGAAUCUUCCAGUGAAUUCUCUAAGUAUACCUUUAUGGAUUCCUCCCGAUAUUUCUUCAAUAUGCUUCUCUUGGGGUUUUCCAGGCAUCCCUGAAGUUUUACCAGACAUUUUGCAGAGAUUCCUCCAGCAAUCCCUCCCGCAAUUCUUCUAGGGAUUUCUCUCGAGAUUUAUAUUUUUUUUUCAGGAAUUCUUGGAGAGGUUAUUGAAAACAAUCUUAUUGAGGUUCUUCCAGAAGUUUUUCCGGCGAUUCCUCCAGGAAUUCCUUUAGAGAUUUUGGCCUGGGAUUUCUCGAGAAACUCCUCAUGGGGUUCCUCCGAGAACUCGUUCCGACCUACCUCCAAUAAUUGAUUGCCUGCAAUUCCUUCAGGGACUCUUUCAUGGAUUUCUCCAGAAUACUUCUAAAGAUUAUUCCAGGGACUUCUCUAGGCAUUCCUCUUGGUAUAUAGUCAAAGAACAUCUUUUAUGAUUCCUCCAAGUAUUCCUCAUGGGAUUUUACAAGAGAAAUCUCUAGUAAUACCUACUAGUCUUUAGAAAAAAUCACUAAAAGCAUCAGCAGAGGCAAAUUUCUUGGCCGUAAACUACCAAGACUGUUUUAUGUCAAAAGGAUCAGAUGUUUCCAAAUCUAAAAAAAAAAUCAGUCGUUCAUUCCACUUUUUUUUCGAUUCUGCCCCAGUAUCCAAUCUCACCACUGCUACUGACCGUGACCGAUAUCGACGACACACUGCGAAAAGUGGAAACUAUGUGUUUCGGGGUUUCCAAGGUUAAACUUUGUGUUGUUUUAGGAUAAAUAGCAGGCAACGACGAAGGAAAACGCGCGCGCCCGCUCGGACGUGUGUUCCGGAAAUUGAGAGGAAAAUUGGUUCAUCGUUUCUUUUAUCUUCCUAGGAAAAUCUUGUUGUAUAUAGGUUGUGGCUAUUUUUGGUACGCUGGGGCUUUUCACUUGUGGAAAGGGUGUCGAAGGGAGGGGAUCAAAAGACGAAACGUUUAUAGUGAAAAUCGGACGAAAUUUCGGAAGGAGUAGGUAGGACCGGAACUAGAUCAAGGCUAAGAUAAGAGCUGUUUUACACCCAUACAAUGUGUUACUUUGAGUUCGGCUGGUUCGAUGGUCGGGACGCUUAAACGAUAAGUUGUUGCGAAAUGGAGGGGGUUUAACGUUAUUAUCCAUUUUGGGAGAGCAAAAAAGCUGUUAGGAAGAAAUACACAAUGUGCUAACUCAGCACUAAUAAGUUAUAUGACUUGCCAAGAAACACCCACAGCAGAAUCAAUCGUCGAUAAGUUAAGUUUCUUUGUAUGAUAUUUAAAUAGAAUAAUUUUCAUUUUCCUCGGACAGAUUUAAGGAAAACACGGAAAAUCAUCAAGCUACAACCGAUUUGUACAUAAUUCACACGUAUUAUCCACCUAUGUCUCAACAAGACGCUUUAGAUUAUAAUUUAGUGGAAAAAAACGGUGUAAACCAAGAAUGCUUCCAACACUCUUAGGUCAAAUUAGCAUAAUUCCCCUUCCAUCCAAGUAAGCCGAAUUGUAAUACGUUACCAUAACUGGUAUAUGAGAGAAAGAGAGAGAGAGAAAGCAGAGUUUGCAUUUUUACGCGCCCCUUCCCCAUUUGACUUUUUCGGCAGUUAUGUAAAAUUUUCGCUUAUCUUGAAUCUCAAAUUUGAGCGCUGUUUUCAAGUCAUUUAAGUCAAUCCACUAGGUUAACAACGUCAAAGGUGCCAAUUUGUUUUCUUCUCCAACCGUGUGAAAGAAUGCGCCAAAAUGCCAAAUGACGCGACGGAGUAGAUAGUUUAACGAAAAGAAAAGAAAAGAAAAACUCGAAAAUGGUUAUUGUUGAUCGUUAAAGCAACCUAAUUCUAGACAAAUGGAAAACCAAAUUUGGACAAAUUUAGUUUUAAGUAUUGAUGGAUUUCAAAUCAAACAAAGCGGCGUGAGGAAAAAUGCGCGAGAAAUAAGACACGAGAGUUUAUAUAACGGGGGACCAAAGCCCAAACAUGAACGAUUAAAACAGGAUACACGUAACACAAACAGUUCUAUAGAAUGCCAAUUGCAAACAAUAAUAAGGGCAAGCUUGGUCGACUGUUUAAAGCAAGACAGAACCCUAGAAAUAGUCACGGAAAUGCCACAAAUCACAAAUGUACAUUAGACUCCACAGCUACAUUGGGAAAAUUCAUACUUAAAUGUUUAAGGUGUACAAGAGCACAAAACGAGAGAAAUAGAAAGCAAAAUGUUGAAACAGUCGAAUCGGCCGACAUGAAAGGUCGGGUCUUGUUUUUUUUUUAGUGCGCCCAAUAACAGAGUUGAUGUGUUGAUCAUGCAAAUUUACAAUUUGUAUAAAUUUUAAAGCAAAACAUAAAACAAGAAACAGUAUAGAAAAUUCAAACAACGGCAACAACUGAUUGAAAAACCCGAUUUGGAUAUCAAAUUGAAAGCCGCAGUCAAACCGGAUUGAGUGUGAAGAGUAAAAGAACAGAAAUCAUGUACAUUUUUACUGGUAAAUAUUUAUAAAUAAAAUAAUUGCACAGAAA